AUGAACGACACACCGAUGGUGGUUUGGUACCAUUUAGCGUCAGACAUUAAUCGACAGGCUGCCGAGUUCAAAUUCAAUUAUUCCUGGAAGCCAAUUUGCCAGUGUGGCGAAUUGGAGUUGCAAGCAGAGGAAGGCGUUUGGAAGCAACUUACAUCACCGGAUUAUCCGAACAAUUACUGCAAUUCCAUGCAGUGCCAGUAUUUGAUCACCGCACCGCCUGGGUACCAUGUGGCCGUGAAUAUUACAGAACUGUUUCUUGAACCAAACGAAGAUGUUCUUGCUAUUUUCGAUGGCUCCAAUAUCACAGAUCAACGAAUACGGCUGUUUGUUUUCGUCUUCUUUUUUUUUGGGCAUUGA
This is a messenger RNA of Gongylonema pulchrum, 357 nucleotides long. The record is from the annotation of a GenBank genome assembly. Lineage: Eukaryota; Metazoa; Nematoda; Chromadorea; Rhabditida; Gongylonematidae.